AACUACCGAAGUGGCUGCCGGGAGAGGGCGGAACAACAGGAAGUAAACAUUGACGGACCGAUCUCGUCUCUGUCGCAAGCCUUUGGGGUCGGCUGUGGCCGGACUGGAGGGGUCCAGAUAACCAUGUCAGCUGCAGCUGUAGAUGCAGUUAAUACGGCCCCCCUGUCGGGGUCCAAAGAAAUGAGUCUGGAGGAACCAAAGAAGAUGACCAGAGAGGACUGGAGAAAGAAGAAGGAGUUAGAAGAGCAGCGGAAACUGGGAAAUGCUCCUGCAGAAGUUGAUGAAGAAGGAAAAGACAUCAACCCUCAUAUACCUCAGUAUAUUUCUUCAGUGCCAUGGUAUAUUGAUCCAUCAAAAAGACCUACUUUAAAGCACCAGAGACCACAACCAGAGAAACAGAAGCAAUACAGCUCAUCUGGAGAAUGGUACAAGAGGGGUGUAAAAGAGAAUUCCAUAACUACUAAGUACCGCAAGGGAGCAUGUGAAAAUUGUGGGGCCAUGACACACAAAAAGAAAGACUGCUUUGAGAGACCUAGGCGAGUUGGAGCAAAAUUUACAGGUACUAAUAUAGCUCCAGAUGAGCAUGUCCAGCCCCAGCUGAUGUUUGACUAUGAUGGGAAGAGGGACCGGUGGAAUGGCUACAAUCCAGAGGAACACAUGAAAAUUGUAGAGGAAUACGCCAAAGUUGAUCUGGCAAAACGAACACUGAAAGCCCAGAAACUCCAAGAAGAAUUAGCCUCAGGGAAAUUAGUGGAACAAGCUAAUUCUCCAAAACACCAGUGGGGAGAAGAGGAACCAAAUUCUCAAACGGAAAAAGAUCAUAAUAGUGAAGAUGAGGAUGAAGAUAAAUACGCAGAUGACAUUGACAUGCCUGGACAGAACUUUGACUCUAAGAGGCGAAUUACUGUCCGGAAUCUCAGGAUUCGAGAAGAUAUUGCAAAAUAUUUGCGGAAUUUAGAUCCAAAUUCUGCUUACUAUGAUCCCAAAACUAGAGCAAUGAGAGAGAAUCCCUAUGCCAAUGCAGGAAAGAAUCCAGAUGAAGUGAGCUAUGCAGGGGAUAACUUCGUUAGAUACACAGGAGAUACCAUUUCAAUGGCUCAGACACAGUUGUUUGCUUGGGAAGCCUAUGACAAGGGAUCUGAAGUGCAUCUGCAGGCCGAUCCUACAAAACUAGAGCUGUUGUACAAGUCCUUCAAAGUCAAAAAAGAAGACUUCAAGGAACAGCAGAAAGAAAGCAUCCUGGAAAAGUAUGGUGGCCAAGAACACUUGGAUGCCCCUCCAGCUGAAUUGCUUUUAGCUCAGACUGAAGACUAUGUGGAGUACUCAAGACAUGGGACAGUCAUCAAAGGACAGGAGAGGGCUGUCGCCUGCUCUAAGUAUGAGGAGGAUGUGAAGAUCCACAAUCACACACAUAUCUGGGGAUCUUACUGGAAAGAAGGCCGAUGGGGAUACAAAUGCUGUCACUCCUUUUUCAAGUAUUCCUAUUGCACUGGAGAAGCUGGGAAGGAGAUUGCUAAUUCAGAGGAAUGUAUUAUAAAUGAUAUAACUGGAGAAGAAUCUGUAAAAAAACCUCAAACGCUCAUGGAGAUGCAUCAGGAAAAACUAAAAGAAGAUAAAAAGAAGAAAAAGAAGAAGAAGAAGAAGCAUCGAAAGAGCAGUUCAGAUAGUGAUGAUGAAGAAAAGAAACAUGAAAAAUUGAAAAAGGCCCUGAAUGCAGAGGAAGCCCGCCUUCUUCACGUCAAGGAGAUUAUGCAGAUUGAUGAGAGGAAGCGGCCUUACAAUAGCAUAUAUGAAACUCGGGAACCCACUGAAGAGGAAAUGGAGGCCUAUAGAAUGAAACGUCAGAGGCCGGAUGACCCCAUGGCCUCCUUCCUUGGACAGUAGUAGCUAGUUAUAGACAGUCACCCAAGAUAGACACAUAGAUACAUUCUUUUCAGCUUCUUGCUGAUAAUUGUAGGUGGAAAACCCCUUGACUACUCUUUUUGCUGCCUGACUUUAAUAAAGCUUCCAGAAGUC
Panthera uncia (snow leopard) is the source of this 2016-nucleotide messenger RNA. RefSeq names its product SLU7 homolog, splicing factor (gene SLU7). The transcript is spliced from 16 exons. Gene Ontology annotation, biological process: mRNA splicing, via spliceosome. NCBI's taxonomy places the organism in Eukaryota, Metazoa, Chordata, Mammalia, Carnivora, Felidae. Gene Ontology annotation, molecular function: pre-mRNA 3'-splice site binding. The record is from RefSeq and is a predicted model, not a curated record. Bases 124 to 1884 code for a protein of 586 amino acids. Gene Ontology annotation, cellular component: spliceosomal complex.